Molecule: messenger RNA, 2257 nt
Organism: Dermatophagoides farinae (American house dust mite)
Lineage: Eukaryota; Metazoa; Arthropoda; Arachnida; Sarcoptiformes; Pyroglyphidae
Gene: CDase
Product: neutral ceramidase
Biological process (GO): ceramide catabolic process; sphingosine biosynthetic process; long-chain fatty acid biosynthetic process
Cellular component (GO): extracellular region
Molecular function (GO): N-acylsphingosine amidohydrolase activity
Source: RefSeq, a predicted model, not a curated record
UCAUUGUGUUAUAAACACUUUUUUCUUCAUAUAUCUAUCUCAUUUUUCAAUAAUAAUAAUGAUGAAAUCUUUUUUCAUAUCUAUUUUAACCUGUUGGCUAAUCAUAUCGGCCAAUGGUAAAUAUUUGACCAAAGUUUCACAAACCGACAAUGAUAAUGAUGUCUAUCAGAUUGGUUUCGGUAUCGGUGAUAUUACCGGACCAGCAGCUGAAAUUAAUAUGAUGGGCUAUGCAAAAUUGGGUCAAAAUACACGUGGUAUUCAUCUAAGGCUUUAUUCACGUGCAAUGGUUGUUGCCGAUCAAUCGGGCACACGUGUUGCAUAUGUUAAUGUUGAUCUUUGUGGUUCAGCACAAAUAUUGAAAAUAUUAGUGGUUGAAGAAUUACAGAAAAUCUAUGGUAAUGAUGUUUAUACACAUGAAAAUGUUCUUAUUUCUGCAACGCAUACACAUGCUGGACCUGGUGGUUAUUUCCAAUAUCUUUUGUAUAUUGUAACCACUGAAGGUUAUAUUAAAGAAUCAACACAUGCUAUCGUAUCCGGUGUUGUCAAGUCAAUCAGAGAUGCACAUGAUAAUAUGGAACCCGGACAUAUGUACUAUACGGAAGGAACAUUAACCAAUGCAAGUUCCAAUCGUAGUCCGGCAUCAUAUCUUCAAAAUCCGGAAGAAGAACGUGCCCAAUAUGAACAUAAUACGGAUAAAACAUUUCAAUUAUUGAAAUUCACCGAUUUGAAUGGUAAACCAAUCGGUAUGGUUAAUUGGUUUGCUGUACACGGUGUCAGUAUGAACAAUACAAAUAAAUUGAUUAGCAGUGAUAAUAAAGGCUAUGCAGCCAUAACGUUUGAACAAGAUUUCAAUGGAUAUACAAAUGUUGGUAAAGGACCAUUUGUAGCCAUAUUUGGUCAAUCAAAUGAAGGCGAUUCAACACCAAAUAUUAUGGGUGCACGUUGUCUGGAUACCGGUAAACCAUGUGAUUUUGUACACAGUACAUGUAAUGGAAAGAAUGAAUUAUGUGUUGCAUUUGGACCUGGUAAAGAUAUGUUUGAAAGCACUAAAAUCAUCGGUGAAAGACAAUAUUUGAAAGCAAAAGAAUUGUUUGAAAAAGCAAAUGAAACAAUCAAAGGUGAUGUACAUUUUGUUUAUCAAAAUAUUGAUAUGGCUAAACAAACGGUUACGUUGGAUGAUGGUCGUGAGGUGAAAACCUGUCCAGCUGCAUUAGGUUUUUCAUUCGCCGCUGGAACCACCGAUGGUGAAGGUGCAGCUAUAUUUCAUCAAGGAACCAAAAAAGGAGAAGAGAAUAAAUUCUUUGAUUUUAUUCGUGAUUUUAUCUUACAUCCAUCGAAAGAAUUAUUGGAAUGUCAAGCACCAAAAGCUAUUUUAUUACCAGUUGGUGAAAUGAAAUUUCCAUAUGAAUGGGCACCAGAAUUGAUGCCAACACAAAUGUUUGAGAUUGGAAAUUUAGUCAUUGUUGGAUUACCAGGAGAAUUCACAACAAUGUCUGGUCGUCGUAUUCGUAAUGAUAUUCGAAAAAUUUAUGCCGAUCAUGGAAGAGAUGUACAUGUUAUUCUUUCUGGUUUGGCUAAUACUUAUUCAAAUUAUAUAACAACACCUGAAGAAUAUGAAUUUCAACGUUAUGAAGGUGGUUCAACUUUGUUUGGUCCACAUACAUUAGAUGCUUAUCGACAACAAUUUAGAUAUUUGGCUAAACAAAUGCUUUCACGUGAAAAGAUUUCAUCACCUGGACCAAAAUUUCCUAAUUUAUUGAAAAAAGAAAUCACUUUAAAACCGGGUGUCGUUUAUGAUGCAGCCAUUCGACAUCAUUUUGGUGAUGCAAUCGUGCAACCAAAAGAAACAUAUCAUGCUGGUGAACGUGUUGAAGUGAAAUUUUGUGCAGCUAAUCCACGUAAUAAUUUAAAAUUGGAAAAAACCUACCUAACUGUUGAACGAUAUGAAAAUGAUGAAUGGAUUGUCGUUGCAACGGAUGCAAAUUGGGAAACAAUGUUCAUUUGGAAUCGUGAUAGCGUUCUUCUUGGUACGAGUGAUGCAACCGUUUUGUGGGAUAUUCCAUUGGAUACAAAACCCGGUCUUUAUCGUAUACGAUAUUUUGGUGAUCAUAAAAAUAUUAUCGGUAAAAUUCAAGAAUUCGAAGGUGCAAGUCGAGAAUUCAAAGUGAAUGAAUUGCCAUCUUUUUAAUAAUAAUUGAAACGGAUUUUUUUUUCUCGUUGAUUGUCACAAGUGCCAUAAAUUAUUUUUUUUCAAAAC